Messenger RNA from Paramuricea clavata, 1026 nucleotides. Lineage: Eukaryota; Metazoa; Cnidaria; Anthozoa; Malacalcyonacea; Plexauridae. The record is from the annotation of a GenBank genome assembly.
AUGGGCAAUGUCAGCCGCGAGAAAAAUAUGUCAAAUAUUAGCACCACUUCUCAACAAUCAACUGAACCAAGUCUUCUGACCGUAUUUGGUUUCAUAAAGUUACCACUGGAAUACGAAGUCGAAAAAGAUGUCGCCAUGAGUUUUGUAGCUUUAAUGUCCUUCGUUGCCAUCAUAGCGAAUGGAAUUUUAUUAUUUGUGAUUAUUAAAGAUCCGUUCAAGCAAUUGCGAACAAUUACAGCAAUGUUGCUGGCAUUUAACUCGGCGACAAAUUUAUGCAAUUCCUUCCUGUUAUUUCUUGACAAUGUAUUUUAUUGGUCUAACGAAAAACUUUCUCCAGAAUUGAUUAUAUAUUUCGGUUCAUUUACUACGUGUCUGUACGUUAUUGGUAACUUGUUACAUACAGUGAAUAUAUAUGGUGCGAUUGUUAUUCCUGUCCGUUAUGCUAUAUUGGCACCCAAAGUACGGAGGUAUUUGGCACAAUAUUUAGUUUUAACCUGGGUGGUAAUUGUAUUAGUGGUCAUCAUUACUCCUUAUACUUUAUCAAAUGACAAUUUAUCCACUUAUGCUAAAGGUAUAUUAACACUGAUGUGUGUUCUGCUUGCCUUGUUGGCGAUAAUAUUUGGCUACCUUUAUACCAAAUUAUUUCAAUCUUUACACGCACAAAACCGAAGAUAUUCUUUAGCUUAUCAUCUCAAACGUUCAACAGUUCGAGGUCGGAAAAUAAAGAAAAAGAAUAAUAAUAUCGUCAAGACAUUAUUUGUUCAAGUUUUGUUCUUUAUGAUGACUACAGUUCCUGGCAGUAUUAUCCUUCUAGCUUACCUUCAUUGUGCAACAUGUGACCUUGUCAAGCUUCGCCUUGCAACUCUCUUCACCAUCCCAAUAAUUUUUUCCUCAGUGGCGUUCUUACCGCUCCUCUGGCUAUUCAGAUUGAACAACUACAAACAGGCAAUGAUCAAAACACUCAGUUCGUGGCGAAGAAGGUCCAAAACGUGCGAGAUUCAGGGGACUAAAGGAUCGAGCUUAUAG